Messenger RNA from Linum trigynum, 1110 nucleotides. Lineage: Eukaryota; Viridiplantae; Streptophyta; Magnoliopsida; Malpighiales; Linaceae. The record is from the annotation of a GenBank genome assembly.
CUUCAUCUUUGAGUUUUCCUGGGAUCAAAGGCUGAGAUGACUGACGGCGACAAACUGGCUGGCUCUUCGAGCGCCGAGCUCAUUCCGAUCAGCUCUCCCCUUUAUCUCCACCCCUCAAAAAAUCCUGCUCAACAUUUUGGAAGCAAUUUGUUCAACAAUCUUAAUUACGGUGAUGGGUGAAUGACAUCACCGAAACCCUAAUCGCCAAGAACAAGCUUGCUUUUGUCGAUGGAUCUCUUUCCGGCGCGCAGGCUGGUUCGGCUCGUCAUCAAGAGGCCUGGGAUCGUUGCGAUGCCACCGUCAAAGGGUGGCUGAAGACCGCGAUGACUCACAAGGUCCGUAACAGUGUCUGCAUGGCCACCACUGCGCGUGCAAUCGGGACCGACCUUCAACGACGUUUUAUUCGUGGUUCUGCACAACGCGCGUAUGAGCUACGUCGUACGAUUGUUGCUUUGCGACAAGAGAAGUUGUCCAUCUCGGCAUUCUACACAAAAUUGCGGUCUUACUGGGACGAGAUGGACGCGGUCGGUGGUCUUCCCUGUUGCACUUACGCUGGCUGUUCUUGCGGCGGGUGUAGUUGCAAUCUUCUCGGUCAGUUUCAAGCUCGACUUGAGUCCGAGCGCCUUUUUGACUUUCUGCUCGGCCUUGACGACGCAUACUCUGUCGUCCGUUCGCAGAUCCUUAGCACGAAGCCUACGCCAUCGCUAGCUGAGGCUUACCAAACUGUGGCUGCGGAGGAACAGCAUCGCAUGCUCACAGCUGGGUGGCGUCCCGUUGUCGAGACCGUCGUGUUUCAGGCCCAAGCCGAUAAGGACUCGAAGGAGGAGCGCGAGAAGCCUCGUUGGUCGUACUGCAACAAGCUCGGUCAUCUCUAAGAAGCCUGCUACCGCCUGAUUGGCUUUCCCCCUGGUCAUCCGCAACAAUCUUAUCUUGGGAAGUAAUUAGGUUAUAUGUGGUGUCAUAGUUAUUCAGUAUAUGCAUUGUUAUUAUUAUCUGGUGUAUUAAGUGUUUACUUUAACAUGAACCUUAAAAUCUUACAUUUAUACGAUUUUAAUCUACGAUUCCAAUUUUACCUCAAGUUCUUAUUUUACAUAAAACCACGAUUUUGAC